Antechinus flavipes (yellow-footed antechinus) is the source of this 4563-nucleotide messenger RNA. It is a transcript of the gene ZNF362, whose product is annotated as zinc finger protein 362. Lineage: Eukaryota; Metazoa; Chordata; Mammalia; Dasyuromorphia; Dasyuridae. Bases 817 to 2058 code for a protein of 413 amino acids. The record is from RefSeq and is a predicted model, not a curated record. The transcript has 8 exons. Gene Ontology annotation, biological process: negative regulation of transcription by RNA polymerase II. Gene Ontology annotation, molecular function: RNA polymerase II cis-regulatory region sequence-specific DNA binding; DNA-binding transcription repressor activity, RNA polymerase II-specific.
UGCUCCCAACAAGUUUCUAGUCUAGUGGGAGUGGAGGGGUGCAGACACAAGUCACUGUUUUUUAUUCUUUUAUUUAUAGCUCCAGCUAAGGUGCCCAGGGUGUGAGGGGAUAGUGCAGAAGAUUAACACGAGAUGUCUUUAGAUAGAUAAGGCCAAGCCAGCUGAAUUGUCAGGCUCCGGGAAGUUUAAAUUGGCUCUCCUAUACUGGGAGACACUGCGGCUUCCCCAGCCAGAUGAAAACGUGUUGUAAGGACGAGCCUUCGAGUGCUGAGCAGGGUGCCCUGGAAUCGAGAGGCAGGGAGACUCGAGAGGUCCAGAAGAAGAUGCUCAGUGACGCUGUAACCAGACUGAACCGGGAAAAUGGAAAUGAAGUCCGACAUCUGAGAGGGACCGGCUCAGGGGGAAAGGUGGGGAGCUGGAUCGGCAGGGAUCGGGGUGGAAAGGAGUCGGGGACGAGGCCGGGUUUGAUGGUGUGGCAUCCUGGAAACUGCCCCCCACCACUGGACCCUACGGGGACAGGACAGGGUGCUCUGUACUAGAAAGAGCCAGAUGCCUGGAUGUGUUUGCAAAGUGCUCCAGGCCUGCCUCCCUCCCCAGCCUGACACCUUUCUUCUUCCCUUUCUUUCUUCCUUUUUUUUAAUCAUUGGCCAGCUUCUUGACUCUAACCAUUCAGUAACAGACUGGCCCCAGGUAUAAACCCCUCACCAGGGAGGAGGUUAAACAUCCUUAUCUCGAUGGGGACAAGAAGCCCGAAGCUGCCCCGGAGCAGGGCGCUCCCCGGCCUGGCCGCCCGUCCCCGCGGGCCGCGCCAGGACAAUGGGCUGCCCGGACCCCGGCCAGGGAAGGAUGGCCGAACCUCGUUUUAACAACCCCUACUUCUGGCCCCCUCCUCCCACCAUGCCCAGCCAGCUGGACAACUUGGUAUUGAUCAACAAGAUCAAGGAACAACUGAUGGCAGAGAAGAUUCGGCCCCCACACCUGCCACCCACCUCAGUCUCCUCCCAGCAGCCCCUGCUGGUCCCUCCAUCCCCAGCUGAAAGCAGCCAGUCCAUCAUGUCAUUGCCGAAACUGCAGCAGGUGCCGGGGCUACACCCGCAGGCUGUGCCCCAGCCCGAUGUGGCCCUGCAUGCCCGGCCUGCCACCAGUACCGUCACAGGUCUGGGGCUGUCCUCCAGGGCCCCCGCAGUCAGCACCUCCGAGUCCAGUGCCGGCACAGGGACCAGCACCCCCUCGACACCCACCUCCACCAGCCAGAGCCGCCUCAUAGCCUCCUCCCCUACCCUCAUCUCAGGGAUUACCAGCCCCCCCAUCCUGGACUCCAUCAAGACAAUUCAGGGCCACAGCCUGCUGGGAGCCCCCAAAACAGAGCGGGGCCGCAAGAAGAUCAAGGCAGAAAAUCCCUCUGGACCCCCGGUCCUCGUGGUGCCGUACCCCAUCCUGGCCUCAGGAGAGACUGCCAAAGAGGGGAAGACGUACAGGUGUAAGGUCUGCCCCUUGACCUUCUUCACCAAGUCCGAGAUGCAGAUCCACUCCAAGUCGCACACAGAGGCCAAGCCGCACAAGUGCCCGCACUGCUCCAAGUCCUUUGCCAACGCCUCCUACCUGGCCCAACACCUGCGCAUCCACCUGGGUGUCAAGCCCUAUCACUGCUCCUACUGUGAGAAAUCCUUCCGCCAGCUCUCCCACCUCCAGCAGCACACCAGAAUUCACACUGGAGACAGACCCUACAAGUGCCCACAUCCCGGCUGUGAAAAGGCUUUUACCCAGCUUUCCAACCUCCAGUCUCACCAGCGACAGCACAAUAAAGACAAACCGUACAAGUGUCCGAACUGUUACCGGGCCUACACGGACUCCGCCUCCCUGCAGAUCCACCUCUCCGCCCAUGCCAUCAAACACGCCAAGGCCUACUGCUGCAGCAUGUGUGGGCGUGCCUACACCUCGGAGACAUACUUGAUGAAGCACAUGUCCAAACACACUGUGGUGGAACAUCUGGUCACCCACCAUUCACCCCAAAGGACGGAGUCUCCCGGCAUCCCCGUGCGGAUCUCGCUCAUCUGAAGCUAGGGCCCCCCUCCGCUCUGCGUGCCCCCUCCCCCAGCCUCCGCAGGCAGGGGCACAGAAACGAAACCGAUCGGAACCUCCCCCCGCCCAGCCCCCCGCUCCGGCCACGCCGCUCUCCCGCACCACGCCGCACCGAGGGGCCGCUGUCCGCCGCCACCGACUCCCCCGGGAGCUCCCGCUCACUUCAGUCCAGUUCACUGCUAGGAGGCUUGGAAGAGUUCCCCGGGCCGGGAGGCCGGCCAGCGGCAGUGGCCACCGGGGGAUUCCGGACAGUUUGGUGACAUCCAAAGACGAUUUCAGAGCACUUUGAACCUCUCUCUGUUGGGUUGUCUUUAGUUCGCCCCCCUCCCUUUAUUGGGUUGGUUUUUUCGUUUGUUUUCUUUUCUUUCUACUUCCUUUUAAAAAAAAAUAACAACAAAAAUAUUUAUUGGCCAAGAAGUUGGUGCUGCUAAAAUGGAAAAAUCAAAAGGAAAAUUGGACAGACGGACACGGAGAGCCACAGGGUGGGGGCCUCUCACCUUCUGCCGGCCGCCCAGGGGAGCCCCGGGCAGAAAGGGAGCCAGCCGGGUCACCGAGACCCCUUGGAAAUGACCGCACGGACGCUGGAGCUUAGGCCCCGAGCUGGGGAGGAGGCUUAGUGGGAGAAGCCUGGAGCUGGGGGAGGGGCCAGAAUACUAACCUCUCCCCUCGGGUCCCAGGCGGGGCUGGGCCUCCCCCCGUCCUGGGUAGGCCCCAGUCCCUAGCACAGGCUCCACUGCACCCACCCAGAGAGGCUUCCACAGGAAGCAAGAGGUGGAGAUCCAAGACUAAGAGAGGCGCCCUGGCCCCAGACCUCCAGGACCAGCUUUCCUUCCCCUGUCCUAAGGGAGUAACUGUCCUGAAGGGGAAGGGCAGGAGGGAGGUCUUGAGCCUCCCUCGGUGUGGAAGCUUGUGAGGGCCGCCGGUGGAAAUGAUCCUGCCCCCCUCCUGGCCUCUCCUUGCUCUGACAAUGGUGCUCCCUGGGUUCCUGCCCCCCUUGGGCCCUGUGACUCCAGUCGUGAGUGCCCCAGUCUACCUCCAGUGCUGGCUAGGAUGAGAAUAUUCCUCUACCUCUCCUGACAUUCCUGUCUGCUCUGGGACCUGGCCGGGGAGGGGGGGGGGGGACAGGCAGAGCGGACCCGGGUGGCCAAGCCCCAGAAUCCUCCCUGAUCUCCUGGGCAGCCCAGUCACAUUUCCUCUCCCAUGUUGGGGACCCACGGAGUCCACCUUCCCCGAGACUGUCCAUCCCCCACCCAGGCUGGGAGCAGAGCCCUAACCUGGGAGAGGAUUUUGUGUCUUCCACGCUGGGGUGAGCUCAAGGUAGGCAUAGACAGCCAGGCCAAGUCAGGUCCCUGAAAGCUCACCGAUCUAGUGGCCAGUGGCCAUACUGCAAAACGGGGAGUGGACUUUUCCCCUAGCUUCUGGGUCCCCCCAUAGGCCCUGAAGAAAUUCAGGCCUCGGGACCCCUCAAGUCCCUCAAACCCAGGAGGCUUUGACAGGACAGCUGAGAGGGGCCUCAGGCUGUUGGGAACUGGGGGAGGGGGAAGGAUUGGCUCUGGGGGGGAGGGGAAGUUUGGGUGGCUCUGGGGCCUUGGACACUUGGUACCUACCCCAACACAGCCUAAGGCGAGCAAGAGAAGAAUUCUAGGUCACCUCCUCAUACCCAACCUGAUAACGAUGGCACUUAUCACCCUGUGCAAAGGCCCAGGCCAGAGAGCCCCUUCACCCCAUCCCCCAGCCUCCAUCCCUGCAGGGUCCCUCAGGGGUGGAGGGGCACUGAGGAAAGCAGCCGGUCAGAGGGCCGGUGGCCAGCCCCAGCACCCCCACCCUGAUCUGAAAGCCAUUCGUGUCUCCCCAUGUAUAUAGGAUCCAUGUACAGAGCCCGGAGGAGCCCCAACAACCCCCUCACCAGAAAGGAAAAAAAAAAAAACCUAGACAAAAAAUUCAUCUAUAUCUUCUGUAUCUUUUAAGUUCCGUUCUGAAUAUUAACUGUGUUAUUUUUAUACACUUUUUAAGCCUUAACAAUGUCAUUGUUUGACCAGCUGUUUGAUGCCCUUUUGGUUCCACGUAUUUUUCACUGGGUUCUUUUCCCUUGUUUCUGGCUCUUUGAUGUUGUAUGAUACUCAGUAUUGUAGCCUUUUUGUCAGCAUGUUAAUACCCUGUAAAUACGCUCUGACACUCCUGUUAACACCCCCUUUUUCUUUUGUCUAUGGAACCUCCAGGCCACCGAAUUUAGAUCUAGUUCCCUUACUAAGAAAGAAAAACGGUUCCAGAUGUUUGAUUCUUUUGUCCACUUUCUGGACCUGGCGUUGCAGGGCCGAGGAGGUGGGACCUCAGAAGGGAAAGUUUGCAUUAUGUUAAAAAUAAAUUUUUUUAAAAAGCAAAAUGUGGGGAAAAAAAAACUAAUGAAAAAAAAAUUAAAAGCCCUAUGCUCUUUGUAUUUCUCUGUUGUGAAAAAAAUAAAACUGUACUACGACUGGGCGG